GCAGCUGUAGCAAAUGGAGAACUUUCCAAGCCAUCUCCCCCAUGCUGGAGUUGACCUGUACCUGUGUUCACUCUGCUUCUUAAGUCUAGAGUGAAAAAGAUCUUUGCUUCAUAAAGUGGAGAUGAAGGGAGGGCAUUUCAAUGAUACAGAGAUCUACAGCAGCGUGUUGCAAUGAAGAUUGACCUAACUGAAGCGAAAGCUUCCUGCUGACUCUUCUUCCCACCAUGGAAGCUUGCAGUCGGAUUUUGCUUUCUUGUGUGUUGGCUGCUGCUAAACGAUCCAAUAGUCUGUGUGUGACCUAGAGGGACAGUGUCCUCCUUGCUGCACUUAAACCACAAGCUAGAGUAACAAAGCCUGGAUGAGAGACAGAAACCACUCAGCCAAGCAUCUUGUCUCAGAGCAUGUGGAGGUUUGGUACCAGCACGCAAACGUCCGAAGGAAGUAUCAGGCUGACCUUCUGCCUUCUCCUUGGAAGCAAGUGGAGAACUUUCUGCUGCUUGUUUCAAGGGAAGGGCUCUGCUGCCAAGUGUUGCCUAUGAGGGAGAAGGAAAUCCCACCUGGUAACAGUGGGCAGUUUGUCUGAUCGACUUUGGUGGUGACCUUUCCUUCCUAGCUGUUUACUUCUGAACGUGAGUGUGAGUUAGUGCCUCCGUGUACAGACCUUUCUGGACUCACUGCAAACUAUCUGCAGCCUUGCCAGGCAGGAAAGCUUCUGGGUUUUCUUUAUUGAUCCUGCAGUUGUGUCCCUUCCUUUUGAGAAUGGUUCUGUCCCAUGGGCAUGACUGUUUCACUGAAGGAAAACUAAAGGUACUGAGGAUUCUAAAAGAUCAAAAUGCCUACAGAGCCAUGCAAACAAAGGUGUCACUGCUGAUAUAUGUGUGUCACAGCAGUCAGGGCCUUGGCAUGAUUGCUUAUUGGUUUAGGAUUGAUUGGCUCCCUGGAGUAAAAAAGAUUCCAAAGGUGCUGCACCUGGGCUGCCCUAGCAGCUUCGGCAUUACUUAGCAACACCACUGCUGUAAAUCCACACAGAGCCAUUUCAUUUCACUUUACUGCAUUACAGAUUAGUGAGCAACACAGCACUCUUCACAACUCACACAUCUCCACCAGAACCCAUCAGAGAUUCAGAGAGAUUCAGUAGCAUAGGAGAAAGUUAGAUGGAGAAGGAUUAAAAACAAGAGAAAUUCAUGCCCCAGUGUCUCUAUUUAUACUGUGCAAGAGUGAAGGCUCACUGAAAUAUCCUGGCCAGAAUUUAAUUCCCCAGAGAAGAAUCCCAGAGAGGAAAAUUGAGAAUUAAGAGGGAAAAAAACCCCCGACCCCCCAAGCCUGUUUGGCAUUCCCCUUCAGCUAGGUGACUAAAAACACAGCUGUCUGGUUCUACAUGAUGAGAAACUCGGGAACAAAGCUGGGGGCUCUCCAUCAUGGGGCUGGGAGGGGUUGAUCCUUACAACUCUGACUCCUGUGUCUUGCAUCUUCGAGUGCUUUCACAUAUUGCACAACCAAAAGUGUCGUGUCUUUAGUGUUCUUUUCCAAGGGGAAAUCUCCACCAGGUAUUGCAAGGGGUGGGGGUGAGGAGUGGUUAAUGAAAAAGAGUACAUGAUGCCUCUUUUUGUUUCAUCUCUGAGAUACAGAAGAGGGUCUAAAUGUUGACACAAUACUGCUUGUGAGGAACUGCUAGAAUAAAAAUACUUCCAGGAGAAAAAAAAAGGAACACAAACCAAAAUGCAGCUUCUUUUGGUAGAUUUUGCUUUCUUUUUGUGAACUGUGUCUCUGACUUGGUGUGCAGCUCAUACAAACUCAGCUUCUUGAUGAAUAACUUAGUAGAGGAAAAGGUGGAGCACUGAGCUGGCUUGCUUGAGGGAUCUGAGUUUCUGUGGUGCUUGCCUCUAUCAGCCUGGAGUGCUUUCUCUCAAAUCCUGGGCUGUGUUUCACAGACAGGACUUACAUGGAGCUGUCUCAAGUGAAAACAUAGAAUUCAUUGACUUUUCUGGACUUCACUCUCAUACUUCUAGUAGAACAUUUCAAACUCCACUUCCAGCAAAAGCUUUGGGUGUGUUUGCUGUGGGAGGAAUGUAAUGCACCCUGGGUUCAUACAUUCGUCUGGAGCUCACAUCCAUCUCAGCAGCAUGAGCAUGCUCAGGGUGCUGGUGCUGGAGGACUUGACUUUGCUGGAGGAAAAGUGCUUCUCACGAAGUCCUAACAGGAUCUUGGUUGAAUGAACCAUGUCCUAGCAGCUCCGGGGCCCCAUCGCAAUGACCUGGAGGAAGCCACCACCCAAGCUUGGUGGAAUCCCUUCUCAAACCACUGGUGGUGGUCAAAUCCUGGAGAGAAGACGCAAGGACCCACGCAAGCAACCAAGGCAGACCUGACCUCCAGUGGCAAUGGUUCAGAUGAUGAAGACUCUUCAGAGGAGGCGACUUUCCCAACAGUGUUUCCAGGCUGGGAUGGGACCAUGGCCAAGGACAAGCAUGCUCCAAGUACUACUCCGGGGCCCCAUCGCGAUGACCUGGAGGAAGCCACCACCCAAGCUUGGUGGAAUCCCUUCUCAAACCACUGGUGGUGGUCAAAUCCUGGAGAGAAGACGCAAGGACCCACGCAAGCAACCAAGGCAGACCUGACCUCCAGUGGCAAUGGUUCAGAUGAUGAAGACUCUUCAGAGGAGGCGACUUUCCCAACAGUGUUUCCAGGCUGGGAUGGGACCAUGGCCAAGGACAAGCAUGCUCCAAGUACUAUAACUGCAGUUGCCUCUGCUGAUGGUGCCCACCAUGAAGAUCCAACUCAGCCACCUCUGCCUUCAGACAGUGAACCAGGACAGGGCACAGAAGGCAUAGUGCACCCCACAGCCAUCCCUGGGAACGAGGCCCUCCACACGACCACAUCCAGCAGGGGCAAAGCUGGAGCUGAGCCUCCUCUGACGGGUACCUCCUCAGACCCCAUGGGGGAUGCUAAUCAAGAGGAAGCAACCAAGGGGCCGCUGUCGGCUGGCACUCUACCUGGAGGUGAAAGCCAAGGAGCCAACAGCACAGAGGGUUCCCAUGCCGGCUGGAUGCCUGGGCUCUUUCCAGAUGCUGAAGAUCAUCUCAACCAGUUGCAGACCUCUCCUCCUACAAUAACUGCAGUUGCCUCUGCUGAUGGUGCCCACCAUGAAGAUCCAACUCAGCCACCUCUGCCUUCAGACAGUGAACCAGGACAGGGCACAGAAGGCAUAGUGCACCCUACAGCCAUCCCUGGGAACGAGGUCAUCCACACGACCACAUCCAGCAGGGGCAAAGCUGGAGCCGAGCCUCCUCUGACGGGUACCUCCUCAGACCCCAUGGGGGAUGCUAAUCAAGAGGAAGCAACCAAGGGGCCGCUGUCGGCUGGCACUCUACCUGGAGGUGAAAGCCAAGGAGCCAACAGCACAGAGGGUUCCCAUGCCGGCUGGAUGCCUGGGCUCUUUCCAGACGCUGAAGAUCAUCUCAACCAGUUGCAGACCUCUCCUCCUACAAUAACUGCAGUUGCCUCUGCUGAUGGUGCCCACCAUGAAGAUCCAACUCAGCCACCUCUGCCUUCAGACAGUGAACCAGGACAGGGCACAGAAGGCAUAGUGCACCCCACAGCCAUCCCUGGGAACGAGGCCCUCCACACGACCACGUCCAGCUGGGGCAAAGCUGGAGCUGAGCCUCCUCUGACGGCCUCAGACCCCAUGGGGGAUGCUAAUCAAGAGGAAGCAACCAAGGGGCCGCUGUCGGCUGGCACUCUACCUGGAGGUGAAAGCCAAGGAGCCAACAGCACAGAGGGUUCCCAUGCCGGCUGGAUGCCUGGGCUCUUUCCAGACGCUGAAGAUCAUCUCAACCAGUUGCAGACCUCUUUUCCUACUAGAUCUACCUCCAGUAUAUAUGGCAACCAAGGACCACACAGAGGGUAUUAUGAAUCCACCACUUCCCCUGGAGAGACUGCAACAACAAAAAUCGUACCGCAAGCACGCUCAGCCAAGGUACCAGAGUGGCUGAUCGUCGUGGCAGCUCUGCUGGCGCUGGCGCUGAUCCUGGCCGUCUGCAUCGCCGUCAACAGCCGCAGAAGGUGUGGGCAGAAGAAGAAGCUAGUGAUUAACAAUGGCAAAGGGGCAGUGGAGGACAGGAAGACAAGUGGACUGAAUGGAGAUGCCAGCAAGUCUCAAGAAAUGGUGCACUUGGUUCAUAAAGAGCAGUCAAAUGACCAAACGGGAGCUUGUGAUGAAUUCCUGACUGUUAAUGAGACACAAAAUCAUCAAGAGCUGGACAUGAAGAGUGGAGUCUAAUGGUACUGAGCUGCCAAGGGAAGCAGAGCUGGGGAAUUCAAAACCAUGUGGAACUUGGACAGGAAUUCACAGAUGCACUGUGCUACUGAUGCCAUUUGAAUAUAAUUAGACAUGUUUCACUAGUUUUUAAUCACUCUUAAACGAUGUCUGGGUUACAAAAUUGACCUUUUCUUUCUGAAGUAAGCCCCCAGGUGUUGCAUAAAGCCUUCAAGUCCUAGUUCCUAUGCAGAGAGCACUCACUGCAUCCUGGGUGCUAGGAGGGAUGCAGGCUUACAUCACUGUUCCCCAGAUGGAGUCUUCACUGUGUGGAGCUGCAGAAGUAUCCAGUCCCUCCAUCUACAGGCAUCUAAGGUACUAUAGCCAUGGUACAAGAGGGAGUGAGGAGCAAACAUCCAGAGUAAAAGUUAAGUCUGAACCACAAAGGCUGCCUGUACAGUGUCUAAGCCACCAGAACCCUCCAGAAAUGCUUUGCAGCAGCAAGUGCAGUGGGCAUGUCCAGUCCUCCACCCUAAGCAAAAAGUGACACUUUGUAGUGACCUAUGGCUUGGUCUGCAGUGAGGGAAACCCAGAAGAGCAAAGUCCAUUGACCUUUUUGGGCUUUAAGUGGCUAUGGGCAUGCAGCAAGCUUUUCUGGGAGGUGGAAAAAGAUGAUGCCACAAGCAGACACAUCACAGCAGCCGCCACAGUUUCCCUUGAGAUUCUGAGGUGUGAGUUGCUCUUCCCCCUCCCUCCUUCCCCGCUGACAGCAUGUGCAGGUUCUUAACCAGUCUGUCAGUUGGGACACUGAAUGAAGCAGCAUGACCCCAGCUCUAUCACACAUGCACAGGUUAAGCAGUCAGAGACCAUUGGAGGAGAUGACAGUAUUGUAUUCCUGAAGGAGAGAUCUCUGUCUUCUUCUGCUCCAUUUUACUUAGGAGGUGCUGAGCCUAGUGAAACCUUUUGCCCUGUAACUGUUCCCUUACACCAGGCUGCUGGUGUCUUUCGAAGGUGCCUUUCUAUGAUGCAGAUCACUUCCUCUCCAUUCUAGUUCAUCUACAUUUCCCCAUCUUUUUGGGUGUUUUUUGUUUUAAUCCCAUUGCUUGCUGACUGGGGGUACCAGAAGUUCAAAUUCUACAGGAAAGAUCAAAGAAACAUAAAGGAAACUCUCCCAGCUGUGUAAUAUACUAAAGGAGCUGCAGCUGCAUUGUUAUUAUGCUUUUGUUUUGUCCUUAAGUGUCUGUUGUGUAAAGUAUUUGUAUUAAGCUAUGAUGCUGUGCAUUAUAUUGAUGUGGAUUGUCAGAAAGAAAAGUUAUUUGCUACCA
Pogoniulus pusillus (Red-fronted tinkerbird) is the source of this 5577-nucleotide messenger RNA. RefSeq names its product CD44 molecule (IN blood group) (gene CD44). The record is from RefSeq and is a predicted model, not a curated record. Bases 2213 to 4276 code for a protein of 687 amino acids. NCBI's taxonomy places the organism in Eukaryota, Metazoa, Chordata, Aves, Piciformes, Lybiidae. Gene Ontology annotation, cellular component: plasma membrane; basolateral plasma membrane; macrophage migration inhibitory factor receptor complex. Gene Ontology annotation, molecular function: hyaluronic acid binding; cytokine receptor activity. Gene Ontology annotation, biological process: inflammatory response; positive regulation of ERK1 and ERK2 cascade; cell adhesion. The transcript has 13 exons.